Molecule: messenger RNA, 1611 nt
Organism: Amphiprion ocellaris (clown anemonefish)
Lineage: Eukaryota; Metazoa; Chordata; Actinopteri; Pomacentridae
Gene: ttc33
Product: tetratricopeptide repeat domain 33
Exons: 5
Coding region: 141-956 (271 amino acids)
Molecular function (GO): protein binding
Source: RefSeq, a predicted model, not a curated record
CUUAUCCAUUCUUACUCACUGAAAGCCGCAAGUACAUGUAAGAAUGCAUCUUCUCCUACUGUCUGAAAAUGAAAAUACGGGAUACAUGCUGUCAAAACUGAUUCGAAUGCAGUUUUGUGUGAGAAAAUGCACUGAGGUGGAUGGCUUCAUUUGGCUGGAAGAGGAAAGCUGGGGAAAAGGUGUCCAAGUCAGCGGUGCAGCAGUUUGAGGCAGAGGCAGAGAAACCUGAGGAUAAAAGGCCGAGACAGGAUGAGGAUGUGGACUGGCUGCAUGCCAUCAAACGACGGCGGGAGAUCCUGCUGGAGGACUGUGCUGCAAAGAGCAAGAGGCUGAAGGAGGAGGGUGCACUGCUGGCCGAGCACGGCAGGCACUGGGAGGCCAUUAAGAAGUGGGACGAGGCCAUUCAGCUGACUCCAGACAAUCCACUACUGUAUGAGAUGAAAUCCCAGGUGCUGACCAUUCUGCAGGAAGUGUUUCCAGCUGUGAAAGCAGCAGAGAUGGCCGUGAAGUUCCGCCCUUUGUGGUGGGAGGGCUGGCAGACUCUGGGCCGAGCACAGCUCAACCUGGGAGAGGUGGAACUGGCCGUCAGGUCCUUCCAGAUUGCAAUCCACCUGUGCCCAUCAGAGCGCACUCUGUGGCAGGAAGACCUGGCCUGGGCCUGGAGGUUACAGAAGCAGAAUUUAGCAACCAAGGAGAAGAUUCGGCAAGAAGAGGAGACCAAAAAACAGAUUCUUAAUGCACCUGAACUCAACCAGGACUAUGACUUUGAGUCUGAUGAAGUGCUAGCCGCCUGCGUGGCCGUCGCUGAGCGGCAGACACGAUAUGAGGAGCUGAAGAGGACCACUGUGGUCGUAGACGCUGAGGGGAAUGUUAAAAAUGUACUGAUUGGUGAGGAGGGAUCAGAGGACACGGCGACACCUUCAAAGGAACAGUUUGUCAAAGCAAGAGGACUUUGAACUGGUCUUAGCAUCAAUUGAUUGUCCUGGAUCCAUUUGUAAAAUAUGAAUAGUAUUAUUUAUGAAACCACAGUGAUUUCAUGUAGCUUCACACACUCAGAGGAAAAGAUGAGAAGGGAUUCUAGUAAAGGUUUAUGUGACAAAUAGAAAUCAGUUGAGUUUUGUUUCUCUAUGUAUUCCAUCCCUUUUGCUGUUAGUUGUUGUAAAUGCACAUGUUCAUCUGUUCUGACUCAUUGGACUGGUUCCAGACAACCAAGAAAACAGCCUGAAAGUCAUACGUCAGUCAGUGAAAGUGUCUUCAUCACUCAGCAUACUCUUAGUCAGGAGGCAUUCAGAUACAAAUACAAAACCUUAACCUGUAACAGCUUCUAGUGGGCACAUUCACAUGAGUGUUUCUUUGGAAUAUAUUUAGAUGGUAGCCAUGUACUCUGUGGUUUUUGACACUUUAAAGCAAACAGAAUCAACAGCUUCUUUAUGCGUGAUUUUAGACUGAGUUACAUUAAAAAAAUGUCAUGGCAAGAAAAAUAAAAAGUCUUUUGGGGAAGUAUGUUUGAGUGGUUGACGUGUGUAAAAUUUCAGUGAAACAUGCUGUUGAAAGAGAGUGCAUGCUCAGCAAUUUGUCAAUGAGUGAAUAAAUGUGAGUCAAAAUUUGAAA